AUGGCGUGCGAAACGACCGACGUGAUUAUUUGCGGCUGUGGCCCAACAGGCGCCCUGCUUUCCGCAUAUCUAGGCAAGAUGAACAUCUCCAACAUUGUGCUAGAGAAGGAGGCAGAGAUUACGACAGACCCUCGAGGUAUCGCUUUGGAUGAAGACGGUAUCCGCCUCCUGCAGGGUGCGGGCUUAUACUCGUCUGUGUACUCGGAAAUCGGGACUUGCAUGCAGAAAUUCAAGUUUAUUGGUGGAACGGACCCAGUCUUGGAUAAGCGAGCAUUUAUUGAGAUGGACUACGGAACUACCGAAGGUGGUACAGGUCAUGUAGGCUUUAUCUGUCACAAACAGCCCGCACUGGAGAAAUGUUUGCGAGAUGCGAUGGCAUCAUCAAAAUAUUGCGAUCUACGGUCGGGAUGCGAAGUCACCAGUCUCUCAGAGGACGACCAGGGAACAAUUUGCCAAUAUCGUGAUGCGACAGGUGAAGAACACCAGAUCCGAUCAAGGUUCUUUAUCGGUGCCGAUGGCAAGACUGGCUUCACACGAAAGCAAUACCUUGAGCCCCGAGGAAUUCUCAUGGAGCAGGCCCACCAGUCAUUCUAUGAAGAGACUUGGGUCGCUUUGAAUUGGAAAAUCAGCCUUCCAAAUGAGAAGACGCAUCCCAACUUUCCAUUAUGGAGACUCGGGUAUACACCUGAACAGGUGUACGAUCUUUUCUUUCCACUCAAUUUCCGGUUCAUAUGCAACCCAAAUCGACCCUCAGUCUGUGGACGUUUCGGAUUGCCAGAAGACCGACUAUGGAGAUUUGAAUUUGUCGUCCAGAAUGGUGAGGAUGGAGACGAAAUGGCGAAGCCAGCGAUGAUCAAGAAAGUGGUCUUUCCCUAUAUUACCCACCCUGGGAGUCGCUAUGGUCUGCUGCAAGACGUUGCAUUUCCAGAGGAUUGUAUUACAGUCCUUCGAUCGCGACCUUUCAGGUUCGCCGCCAGAAGCUGCAACAGAUGGUCUGAUGGCCGAGUCGUACUAUGUGGCGAUGCAGCCCAUGUUUUCCCGCCGUUUGGGGGUCAAGGGAUAGCAUCUGGCUUCCGCGAUGCAGUUUCUCUUGCUUGGCGCCUUGCCUUACUCUGUCGCACCCAGUCUAAAGACACCGGCUUCCACAAGCAAGUUCUGAAGGCUUGGUAUGAGGAGCGAAAGCAACAACUCGAGAAGUCAUUGGCCUCGACCAUUGAAAAUGGGAAAUUUGUCACGGAAGGGGACCCCUUGAAAAUUCUCAUUCGAAACGUGUACCUUUGGUUCGUACAGCUGGUCCCAUCCUGGCGCCAUGAGUUAUCUCUUGGUAGACGCAAGGAGGGCCUUGUGCGUUACGAGCAUUCAUCUGGGAUGCCAUUCAUUCCCGAGCACAAUGGUGGCCUCUGCCUUCCCCAGGUCUAUUGCAGGUCAUUGAACUGUUCUGACACUGAUGUCCGUUUUACGGACGAUGUCAUUUUUAGACCAGGAAAGAAUGGUUUGUUCCAGCUCCUGGUUUACGUCAAGACAGUUGAACAAAUUUCAUCAGCCAGGGAGGUGGUGUCAGAUAUUGAUGACAUGUCCCACGGUGAGAUUCUUGCUAGUGAGGUCACGAUUCUUGUGGAAGAUAUGGCCGAUGCCCCUUGCAAAACUGGCCAAGAUGUGUUCCGGCUUGCUUCCGCGGAUGAGUUCGCCCAGUCUCGUCUAUGUGCAAACAGGCCCAGGCCCGAAUUUUUCGAUCCAUUCUAUCUGGGGAAGGCCCUGAAAAGAAAGCGAUUCACCAUUGUGCGACCGGAUAGAUUCAUAUUUGCAUCUUGCGAUAGCAGGGAAGACUUGAGGAAGAUAGCCGGAGCUGUAGCUAUGCAUCUCCAAGGAUGA
Molecule: messenger RNA, 1872 nt
Organism: Penicillium subrubescens
Lineage: Eukaryota; Fungi; Ascomycota; Eurotiomycetes; Eurotiales; Aspergillaceae
Exons: 6
Coding region: 1-1872 (623 amino acids)
Biological process (GO): 3-(3-hydroxy)phenylpropionate catabolic process
Molecular function (GO): 3-(3-hydroxyphenyl)propionate hydroxylase activity; FAD binding
Source: RefSeq, a predicted model, not a curated record